Hevea brasiliensis (rubber tree) is the source of this 1206-nucleotide messenger RNA. Its product is annotated as heavy metal-associated isoprenylated plant protein 7-like. The transcript is spliced from 5 exons. The record is from RefSeq and is a predicted model, not a curated record. Gene Ontology annotation, molecular function: metal ion binding. Lineage: Eukaryota; Viridiplantae; Streptophyta; Magnoliopsida; Malpighiales; Euphorbiaceae. Bases 231 to 1028 code for a protein of 265 amino acids.
AUGUUAAAAAAAAUAGAUGAGGGAGAACUCGAGACUUUCUACUCUUUUUGAAAAACCAAUUAAACUACGACAAAAGCAAUUUUCUCUUAAAAUUACGAUUCACUCUUGUGCAAAUCCACGUCACACUUCCAGAAGCCUCCACUCUGCAUAAAUCUUCAUCCACCAAGCCUCACCAGAACAAAGCUCUGAAAACCAACUACAUUUCUCAGUACAGCUCUUCAGCUGCAGAAAUGGGUGAAGAAAAGAAAGAAGAAUUGAAGGAGGAGGAAAAUAAGAAGAAUGAAGAAGAGAAGAAAGAGGAAGAGACUCCUGAGAUAGUACUUAAGGUUGUCAUGCAUUGUGAAGCUUGUGCAAGAAAAGUUGCUCGAUCCUUGAAAGGAUUUGAAGGAGUGGAGGAGGUAAACACAGAUAGCAAAGAUAAUAAGGUGGUGGUGAAAGGCAAAGCAGCAGACCCUCUAAAGGUGUUUGAGAGGCUGCAAAAGAAAAGUGGAAGGAAAGUGGAGUUAAUUUCACCUUUGCCAAAGCCACCAGAAGAAAACAAGCAAGAAAGUCAAGAACCAUCAAAGGAAGAGAAAAAGGAGGAAGAGAAAAAAGAGGAGCAACCUCCUGCUGUAGUAACAGUUGUAUUGAGCGUUCGAAUGCAUUGCGAAGCAUGUGCUCAAGCUUUACAGAAGCGAGUUCGAAAGAUCAAAGGGGUAGAAUCAGUCGAAACAGACCUUGCUAAUAGUCAUAUAAUAGUAAAAGGCGUGAUAGAUCCAACCAAACUAGUUGAUGAUGUGUACAAGAAGACUAGAAAGCAAGCUUUCAUAGUGAAAGAUGAUCAAGAAAAGAAGGAAGAAGAGAGGAAAGAAGAGGAGAAGAAGGAAGAGAAAGAACAAGAAAAGAAAGAUGGUGAGGAAGGAAAGGAAGAGGAUGUUAUGAGUGACAUCAAAAGAAAUGAAUAUUGGCCAUCAAAGUUUUACUUAGAGUAUGCUUAUGCCCCUGAAUUUUUCAGCGAUGAUAACCCUAAUGCGUGCUUUGUUAUGUGACUAUAUAAACUGUGUUGCACUUGUGACGAACUUUAGUUAGCUAGGUAUGCAAAUUUCUAUGUAGUAAUAGGUUAAUAAAAUAUUGGUAGACAAGUACAAUCCUUGAAUUCGUAUAAUUAUGUGAAUUUAUUUGUGUAAUGAAUAUUAUAAAAAUAAUUGUUAUGAGUUAUUAAAUGUA